GCCCGGGUCGGCGGAGGCCGGGCGGCCGGAGAGCGGGCGCCAUGGAGAAGCGCAGCCGGCUCGCGAAGGCGGCCCAGGCUCUGCAGUCUGCGCAGCUCCCUCCGACGCCUAAGAAGGAGCGGAGGCUGAGCAUGUUCGAGAAGGAGUCCUACGCACAAAUUUUAAAAGAACGACUGAGAGAAUCUAUUCAUGAUGUUCAGUAUGUGGAGCCUCCAUUUGAUGACUCGAUUGCUGAUAUAGGUAAAGAAUGGAAGAGUGCCCUAGCAAAGCUGAAGUUUGCCAACUCAUAUCGAAUGGAACCACUGAAAAAAUUUCAAGCUCAUUCUGUAGAAAUGAAAGCCCAGCAGAUAUUAGAGGCUGCUCUAAAAGAUGUCAAAUAUGAUGAUAAGCUCUUCUCUCAUUUGUCACUUGAGUUAGCAGACCAAGUAUUAUCAGCUGUCAAAGAAUUUGGGUACCACCGUUACAAGAUCAUUAUAAAAAUAUUAUUAAUUCAAAAAACUGGUCAGGCAAUAAAUAUUGCCAGCAGAUGGAUAUGGGAUGUUGCUUGGGAUAGCUGGGUUGCUGCCAAGCAUGAAACUGAAGGUUACGUGGCGUUGGUCUUGGUAUUUGCUCUUUAUUGUGAAUAGCUUGAUGUGUACUAAAGAGCGUUUCAUUCUGAGCAUCUCCCCAAAACAUGGAAUUUAUGGAUUUUGAGGCUCAAUUUUUUCUUAUUGAAACUUUUAAUUGUAUUUUGUUAACAACAAACAAGUAAAAGCUUUUAUUUACCUUAACACUUACUAGUUAAUAUAUUUGUUAACAGUCUGUUAGCCCAAAGUAUA
Molecule: messenger RNA, 818 nt
Organism: Sorex fumeus (smoky shrew)
Lineage: Eukaryota; Metazoa; Chordata; Mammalia; Eulipotyphla; Soricidae
Gene: DYNLT2
Product: dynein light chain Tctex-type 2
Exons: 4
Coding region: 42-626 (194 amino acids)
Biological process (GO): microtubule-based movement
Cellular component (GO): cytoplasm; cytoplasmic dynein complex
Molecular function (GO): dynein intermediate chain binding
Source: RefSeq, a predicted model, not a curated record